Molecule: messenger RNA, 1410 nt
Organism: Ostrea edulis (European flat oyster)
Lineage: Eukaryota; Metazoa; Mollusca; Bivalvia; Ostreida; Ostreidae
Product: CD209 antigen-like protein D
Exons: 4
Coding region: 25-756 (243 amino acids)
Biological process (GO): biological process involved in interspecies interaction between organisms
Cellular component (GO): external side of plasma membrane
Molecular function (GO): carbohydrate binding
Source: RefSeq, a predicted model, not a curated record
UGGCUUUGGUUUUUCGCCAGCUGAAUGGACACGGAGAGAGGGAAGAAAAUGAAGCUGAGAGCUCUCCUCGUUGUAAUAACAACUGCUCAUUCAGUUCGCUGUUUUGACUACAUCCAAACGACGUUCAAACGACAGAUACCGGAAGUGUCCACCGGAACUCUUCCUCUCCAACCGAUGUACGCCACACAGUCCACCACACGGGUGGCGUGCUUUGAGACCUGUCACUUCACCACCGGAUGUCAGUCCGUGAUGUUUGACGGCGAUUUGUGCCAGCUGUAUAACCAUACUGUCCCGGGGUACAAUGGAGAUACCCUUUUUGCAGUUGUUCAAAGAACAGCCUACUCGAAUGAACACGAUUUCACAGCCUCAAAAUGCACAGAAAAUGGUUACGUUUAUAACGCUCCCUUCUCCGUGUGCUACAAAGCCGACACGACUCUGGCCAACAACACGUACGCUCGUCAAUUGUGUAGUCAGUCUGGAGGCAGGCUAAUGGUUAUUGAUUCAUCAAUGAAACAAAAUUUCAUAGAAUCUAUUACAUUUCCCACAGGCGUUGGUGUGUCGAAUUUUCGUAUAGACGCGCUCAAAUCCGGCGGCACAUGGAGGUAUGCUGAUGGGAGGGAGAUAACUUCGUUUUACUGGGGUACCGGGCAGCCAUCUAACGGGUACCCAACAAUCUGUAUCGAAAUGACCUCGCACAAGUGGAACGAUGUCCAUGUCAACUACAAUCACGCUGUGUUGUGUGAAAAAGUUCUAUAAUGGAGGAGAGAUCGAUCAUUGAUGUACAUGUUGAGAGGAUGACGUGUAAAGGAUGAUAUUGCUUUUUCAAGCUUUAAUGCAAUUAACCAGGGGAAAUUGAUUUUUCAUAAUUGGCAUUCAUUGUAAGUAACAUCCCAAUCAUUAACAGGAAUUCAAUCUUUAACCUUCACAAUAAACAGUAAUGCCACACGGGAUAAAGGGGUAUUUUAGUCCCAGGUAGUUUUUAGGGAAACCUUUAUAUGUUAAAGAUUUCCAAUAAGUGAACUUGUUUUAUCAUAAACAUUCAAGGCACAAAGUCUCAUUCAAAUCAAUCAAAAGCUUUUAGUUGAGUAACAUUUUAAAUGUGUUUCCAACAUUAAUCUCAUUCAUACUUUUACCUGACAUGACCUUAAAAACGAAGACACGUUAAGUUCAUCAGUAUACAAAUUUUAGAUUAAUUCUUCUACUUGAUAAAGCUUACCAAAAUGCCUGUAUUAUAUACAACACUUUGUAAUCAGGAAGUGUCAUGCCGAUCUCGUUCUGAAAUAUAUGCUCUGUGAAUUAAAUAGUCCCCAGUUUACGUAUUUAAAAAAAAUGUUAUCAUUUUGUUAUCAACCCCUUUCCUGGAUUGAAUAAGGUUAAAAUUGUACAUAUUAAUUAAAAUAUAUUGAAUCA